Messenger RNA from Puma concolor (puma), 2078 nucleotides. NCBI's taxonomy places the organism in Eukaryota, Metazoa, Chordata, Mammalia, Carnivora, Felidae. The record is from RefSeq and is a predicted model, not a curated record.
CGGGGCGCUAGGACGCCGACGCUCCCGCGGCCCCAGCCUGCGCGCCACCCUCCACUCCGAGCCCUGACGACGAGGGUCAGGUUGAAUUACUGGACUGGACAAUGUCACGUGUUUUGUGGACAGUAUGGGUCUUGGGGGCUGUAACCAGCCUCUCCAAGGAAGUGGCCCCUCAUCAGACUUCUCUGUCCUGUGACUCCACGGGCAUCUGCGAGGGCCACUCCAGAUCUUUAAACUCCAUCCCUUCAGGACUCACGGCGGCUGUGAGAAGCCUUGACCUCUCCAACAAUGAGAUCACCUACAUUGGCAACAGUGACCUGCAGGGCUGUGUGAACCUCAGGGCUCUGAGGCUGGAGUCUAAUGAAAUUAACACGAUAGAGGAAGAUUCUUUUUUUUCCCUGGGGAGUCUCGAACAUUUGGACUUAUCCUAUAAUCACAUAUCUAAUUUAUCAUCCUCGUGGUUCAGGCCCCUUUCUUCCUUGAAGUUCUUAAACUUGCUGGGAAAUCCUUACAAAUCACUUGGGCAAACACCUCUUUUUUCUCAGCUCACAACUUUGCAAAUUCUGAAAGUGGGAAAUAUUUACAGUUUCACUGCGAUUCAGGAAAAGGAUUUUGCUGGGCUGACUUUUCUUGAGGAACUUGAGAUUGAUGCUUCAAAUCUCCAGAAGUAUGAGCCAGAGAGUUUGAAGUCCAUUCAGAACAUCAGCCAUCUGGCCCUUCGCAUGAAACAGCCUGAUUUGCUGCUGGAGAUUUUUGUAGAUCUUUUAAGUUCUGUGGAACAUUUGGAACUGAGAGAUACUCAUUUGAACACUUUACAUUUUUCAAAAGCAUCCAUCAAUGAAACAAAUACGUCGAUUAAAAAGUGGACGUUUAGAAACGUGAAAAUCACUGAUGGAAGUUUUAGCGAACUUGUAAAACUGUUGAAUUACGUUUCUGGAGUGUUAGAAGUAGAGUUUGAGGACUGUACUCUCCAUGGGCUUGGCGACUUUGACGUAUCUGACAUGGGCAAAAUUGGAAGUGUAGGUGGGAUAGAGACAUUAACAGUACGGAGGUUGGUCAUUCCAUACUUCUACUCGUUUCGUGAUCUGAGUAGUGUGUAUUCACUUACAGAAAGAGUUAAAAGAGUCACAGUAGAAAGCAGUAAGGUGUUUCUGGUUCCUUGUUUACUUUCACGACAUUUAAAAUCAUUAGAAUAUUUGGAUCUCAGUGACAAUUUAAUGGUUGAAGAAUACUUGAGAAAUGCAGCCUGUGAGCAUGCCUGGCCCCUCCUACAAACCUUAAUUUUAAGGCAAAAUCGUUUGAAAUCAUUAGAAAAAACCGGAGAAACUUUGCUUACUCUGAAAAACUUGAUUAACCUUGAUAUUAGUAAGAACAGUUAUCUUUCUAUGCCUGAAACUUGUCAGUGGCCAGAAAAGUUGAAAUAUUUGAACUUAUCCAACACCAGAAUAUACAGCUUAACCCGAUGCAUCCCCUGGACACUGGAAAUUUUAGAUAUUAGCAAUAACAAUCUCGAUUCAUUUUCUCUGACUUUGCCACAACUCAAAGAACUUUAUAUUUCCAGAAAUAAGUUGAAGACUCUACCAGAUGCCUCCUUCUUACCCACGUUACAGGUCAUGAGAAUCAGCAGAAAUGCAAUAAACACUUUCUCUAAGGAGCAACUUGAUUCUUUUCAAAGACUGAUGACUUUGGAAGCUGGAGGCAACAAUUUCAUUUGCUCCUGUGAAUUCCUGUCUUUCACGCGGGAGCAGCAAGCACUGGCCCAGAUCCUGACCGACUGGCCAGACAAUUACCUGUGUGACUCUCCAUUCUAUGUCCACAAAACCAUCUUUGUGCUUUCUGAAAACUUUGUGAGGAGUGAGUGGUGCAAGUACGAGCUGGACUUCUCCCACUUCCGUCUGUUUGAUGAGAACAACGAUGCUGUCAUUCUCAUUCUUCUGGAGCCCAUUGAGAAAAAGGCCAUCCCCCAGCGUUUCUGUAAGCUGCGGAAGAUAAUGAACACCAAGACCUACCUGGAGUGGCCCACAGACGAAGCUCAGCAGGAAGGGUUUUGGUUAAACUUGAGAACUGCAAUAAAGUCCUAG